CUGACACCGCUUGUCGCACGUGUGUUUUGACUGUUUUGUUCAUAUUCAUAUUGUUUUGAAAGCAUGUGAGAGAUUUUUUAAACAAAAUGAAAAAUAAAUCAGCUCGUCAUAAAGAGUCCAAUACAUUUAAGUUUCUACCUUUUUCCGAGAGAAUUAGUAACAUUGAUGUUGACGUUUUCCACAAGGUUCAACAUGAAUAUUCCACUGAAAAUGAAGAGAAUGAAACUUUUUUUUAUCAGACUGUAAUAAAAUGGGAAGUUUUGAAUUUAAGCCAGAGUUAUGAAAAUUUUCAAAAAGACAUUCGUUCCCUUAAUUACAUAACUCUUCCUCAACUUUUAUUAAUUAAAGAUAAUAUUAUUACAAUUUUAUUAAAACAUGUUAAAGAAGCAGAUCCCUUAUCUUUACAGCCACUUUUGGAGUUGGUUGUUGCUCUUGCCAGAGACCUCCAGAAAGAAUUCCAUAGCUAUUUUACAGAAAUAUUGGAGGUUCUAAUAAGUUUGUUGAAUACAAAAAAUACGGAACAAUUAGAAUGGGUUUUUACAAGUUUGGCAUAUCUUUUCAAAUUUUUAUGGAGGUUUUUAAUAAAAGAUAUAAAUUCUGUCUUUAGUUCCCUUUUGCCAUUAUUGUCUGACAACAAACCAGAGUAUAUUAAUAAUUUUGCAGCUGAAAGCUUUGCUUUUGUAGCAAGAAAAGUAAAGGACAAAAAUGCAUUUCUAAACAUUCUUUUAAAAGCAGUUAAAAAUCAACAAGAUGGAGUCACAGGUUGCGGCAAAUUACUAUUUCAAGUUAUCUAUGGAGUUGAUGGUCAGUUUCACAGUUGUGCAGAAGCUAUGUUGCCAUUCCUUUUUGAAGCUUUAGCUCAAGAAAAUGUAUCACAAGAAACUCUUUUUGAAUUACUGGACACUGUCAUUUCAAACAUUGUAGCUCAAAUACAUCCACAAAAAGGUGAACUACUCUGGUCUACCUACAUAAAUGUUUUAAAGACUCUUUCAGACAAAUACAAAUUAAGCCAACAUGAAAGCAUUGUAAAUAAUAUUAAUAUUAUUUUGAAGUUGGUAGGCCAUACCAUUGAAUAUAAAGAAGGCAAAUUUUUACAAAAACCUACUCAAUUAAUUGAGGUUUUAAUGGAAAUUUUUAACAGCUGCAAUCAAUCUGAGGAUACUCUUCUGCUAGUCUGCCAAAUUAGUAUUCUGCUUCUCUCAUCUAAAAAUAUGAAAAUUUCACAAGAACAUACUUCUAUGAUUACCAGAAAAUUUAUGAGUAUUCCAUAUAAGAAGGUGUUUUUAUAUUUUGUAGACAAUAUAAAAAACUAUGCUUCUUUUGAUGCUUUGAUUUUGCCAAGUUUCUUAAGAUUCUGUGUAAAGCAUGAAUUAGAUAAAGAAACUUUUCAUUUAUUAACGAAAAUCUUGAUUCAUAAGUGUACACCUUCCACAAAUGGAAUAAAUUUAGUUAAAUGGGCAAAAUAUAAUUUAGAUUUUAAAGAUGCAAAUAAUUUAAUCAUGGAAAUUUUAACAACAAAAAUUAAAGAAGAAAAUGCAAAUAUACUGAAAAAUGCUGAUGAUUUUUACUGUGCUUUGAUCUGUUUACCUCAUUUGAUGCCAAAAAUAAAAGAAGAAUCAUUGACAGUGUUGGUAGAGAAAUUAAUAUUUUUUGCUAAAUGUUUAAUUGAAAAUAAAAAUUCCAGUGAUAUAAAGAAGAGUCUAUUUUUUAUAAACAUUUUAUUGGGGUGUUUAAUACAAUUAAAAAUAGAUAAAGAAACUGUUUUUAAACUUAGUCAAAAAUACAUUUUUGAUGUAAUAUUGCCUCUAACAGAUAAACCUCAAUAUAUUAGUAGCUUACAAACAUUUAGUUUGAUAAUAUCAUUUUUAAAUCAAGAAGACCGUUACCUUCCUAUAGAUUUAUUGACAAAAAUUAAUGCUAUUAUGGAGAAGAAUUUUAGCUCGCCUUUCCAUGAGGUUCGACUUUUAACAGCUCACAUUUACACAGCUUUUGAGAGUUUACCUUACUUUGACUUGAAACACAGUGAUGAUCCUGAAGCACAUACAGAGCCAUGGAAAGUGUUCUCUCUGAUUUACAAUGUAGAGUCUAUAGAAUCAAAUGUUACUACUUACCGAAAUCAAAUACAAAGUUUGGAGAAACUGAAUUAUGACAAACCUCAAAUGUUGAUGUGUAAACUUACAUUAUUCAAGACAGUUCCUCUGAGAUACCUUUGUGGUGUCUUGUACAUUAAUUUUCAGCUUAUUUGGGAACCAGUUAUUAAAAUUAUUACUUCCCAUGCUGUUGGAAUGGAUAUAAAUACUUUUUGGGGAAUAUUUGGUGAAGAAUUAAAAUGUGUUCCAGAAUAUAUUUCAUUUUCCAAAGAAUUGGUUGAUACAUUUGAUGCAUCUUGUGAUAUAUUGGAAGAUACUUUUCAGGAAGUGCAAACACUGAGAUCUAAACCUGAUUUUGUAAAUUAUAGACUUUUGCUAUGGAAAGCUUUGGUAUCGUUUGCUCAUAUUGCAGAAGCUAAGACUAGAGAUGUAUCUGAGCUACUAUUGAAAUUUGUAUCCACAGAAUAUAUUGUUGGUAAUUCUGAAAACCUUCCAACUCAAAGCAUUAAACAGAACACACUAGUAAAUAGUAAUUUGGAAACUAAUGAACAUAUUACUGAUGUAGAAAAAAAGAAUCCUGGACGUAAAAAUAACAGAGUUUUGAUCAAAACUUUAAUUCAAAAACUAAAUGUAUUUGCACAAAUCAGAAGUCCUCUAUCAAUGUACAGAGAGCCUGAAAUAUACAAGCUUUAUUUUGACUUACUUCAACAUAGGGAUUCCAAUGUACAAAAAUAUGCACUGGACUGCAUUUUUACUUACAAACACAAAUUUUUAUCACCGUAUAAAGAAAAUCUUUAUAAUUUAAUUGAUGACAAAAAUUUCAAACAUGAAGUUCGCACUUUCAAAAUAGAUAAAGAUAGCAAUAUUAUUCUUCCUGAUCAUAGGGAUGGUUUAAUACCGAUCCUAAUGCAAAUUGUGUUUGGUAAAAUGCUUGUUAAAACUGGUUUAAGAACUGGAGGAAAAUCAUCUGGACAAAUGAGAAGAAGUAUCGUAUUUAGAUUUUUGGCAGAUUGUCAAGAGAAAGAAUUGCUGAGCUUUUUACAAAAGUUGCUUAGGCCAUAUAACAAUUUUCUCCAAGAAGAUCCUACUGACAUUGUAAAUACAGUUUACAAGAACUGCAGUUUAGAAACAUUUUUGCCACUAAAAAAGUUGCUCAGCACUUUAAAUUUAUUUGCAGUUAUUCAUGAACAAUGUGGUGGCUUAAUGGGCAAUGAAAUUCUUGCCUACUUGCUGAAAAUCCUAUUUGUAAUUGGUUCUCUAUUAAAAUUCGCUUUUGAUAACAUAUCAGAAGUCCACUCAGGUUACUUAUCAAUAUUACGAAACCUAAGAGUAACGUGCAUAAAGUUAAUAGAAAAAUUCUUUGAUCAUUUUGAUAGAUAUCCAUGGACGAAACAAGAAAUUAAUGCUGUGUUUUCAGUAUUUGUUUGGCCUUAUAUACAAAAACUAAAUAUAGAAGGUAUUCAUAGUCCUACAAGUUUAUUGAAAUUGAUUGUACAGUGGGGAUCUAAUCCUAAAUAUUUUCCUCUAUUAAAUAAACACAAAGAAGGCGAAAAAAAUAUGUAUAUCCUACCACAUGUCUUAAAUUUAUUGAUAAACGAUAAAUGCCAUAUUUCUGUAAUUAAUGUUAUUGAAGAAAUGUUAGAGAAAUUAUUGAGUCUCCAGUCUGAUGAAGAAGAUUUAAAAAAUCCAAUUCCCAUAGAUAACUUAUUAGAAAUUGAUAAGGAAAUUUUGGAUAAAGUUGAUUUUGUUAAUAAUUUAAAUUAUGGUAGCAUGAUUUUACUGCCACAUGUUCCUGUAAUCCUGACCAAAAUAGAAAAAAAACUUUUAUCCAAAUUUAAAAAUUUAAAUCAAAAAGAAUUAUUUAUUUUAUCAAGAAUUUCUGAAUUAGUAUGGGAUCCUAUUCUCAGUGAUAAAAUACUAGACCUGCUAUUACCAGUGGUUAUAAAAAAAUGUAAAGGAUCUAUAUCUGAAGAAGUAAUUUUAAGAUACAUCACUACUAUUUUUAAUUUAAUUAAAAACGUAGACAGGCCUCAUGUGCAUUUAAAACAGUUGUCGCCAUUAUUUGCUGAAGUAUCUUAUCCAUCCAGUAGAAAAAUACUAUGCCAGAUUCUCGAUGUAAUUUCAAAUAAGUCAGUCGAUGAAGAAUUCAAAACAAAUGCUACACUUAUUGGGGAAUUAAAUGCAUUUGAUAAAAAAUGGAUUGAUCAGCCAGAUUUUGAACGGCGCCACGACGCUUUUAAAACAAUUCAAGAGUAUGUGCAGAAUGACAAAAUAUCUAUUUCAUUAGGAGUGCUUGUCAUUUAUAAUUGUAGUUUCUUUAUUAGUUACGAAAAUGAUUUAUCUGCAAGGGAAAAUAGUUCCCAUACUUUGAAAAAGGUCUCAUCUUAUUUAACUCAAAAGUAUGUCAAACAAAAUGACCUUAUUUUAAAUGAAACCUUAUUUAACUUAAUUCGUAAUGGGUUGAAGAACGUGAAAGAUAAUAUUAGAAAUGAAUAUAUUUCUCUGUUAGGUCAUCUGGCCAGAGAAUGUUCUCAAGCCCAUUUUAUACUAAGAGAUUUAAGUAAAUAUACUAGUAAAAUUGACCCCGAAGUUGAUUUCUUUGAAAAUUUAAUCCAUCUGCAGUUACACAGACAUGCUAGAGCUCUUUUGAAGUUUUGCCAAAUUACUAAAGAGCAAAUUGAAUCUCCGAACCCAAGAACUCUUACUCAAUUUAUUUUACCAUUGGUUACCCACUAUCUUUGCAAAGAGAAGUUUUCCAAUAAAAACAGCGUCAUCGAUGCUGCGGUUGAAAGUGUUGGUGUGGUAUGUAGGAUUUUGCCCUGGCAUCAAUAUGAAGGGAUAUUAAAAUAUUAUUUAAUGAAAUUGGGAAGCAAACUGGAAUACCAGAAACAAUUAGUUAAGGUGAUUGUGAUAAUUUUGGAUGCGUUCCAUUUUGAUUUGAAAAAUGCACAUUUGGAAAACGACAAUAACCAACAAAAGAAAGUGUUAGCAAAAAGUACCCAAAUAGAAGGAACACAAAAUAAUAUUGUUAUUGAACAAGAAAAAUAUAAUAGUUUAAAAAGUAAACCGAUGAACGAUACCGAAGAACAAGAGUCACAAGAAGAUGAGGUCGAAGAAGAGUCUGAAAUAGAUGAUUUUGUAAAUGGAGAUAAUGAAAUUGACGAGGAAGAAGUCAUGCCUACAGAGGAGAAAAUAAAAAUAAUUGAAAAAAUAUCUAUUUUAUGCAAAUCUACGGCUACAAGGGUAGUUAAAACAUUGCAGUCAGUUCUGAUUCCAAAAUUACACAAAUCUUUAGCUGAGAUGACCGAACAUGAAAAUUCACACAAAGUAAAUAGGAAAAAGUUAGCUCAUGAAAAAGAGGACGAGGAUUUACUCAGAAUACCUAUUUCAUUGGCAGUGAUUAAACUUUUACAAAAAUUGCCAGAAAAUAUUUUAGAAAGUAACCUUCCUGGGGUGUUCAUGAAAAUAUGUACAUUUUUAAAAUCACGCCUGGAAAGUGUGAGAAAAGUAGCUAGGGAGACAUUACAAAAAAUUAUGUUGACAUUAGGUCCUAAAUACCUAAGUGCCCUGCUCAGUGAAAUGUCUCCUUUGUUAGCAAGAGGAUACCAAGUUCAUGUCUUAGUAUUUACCAUUCAUGGCGUUCUUAAUUGUUUAAAAAACACGUAUCAACCAUCAGAUUUGGAUAAAAUACUUUUGACCGUUCUAAACUUUUGCACCUCUGAUAUUUUCGGAACUUUAUCAGAAGAAAAGGAGGUAGCUAAGAUUGCAGUGAAAGUAGUAGAAGCAAGACAUUCAAAAUCGUAUGACACUUUACAAAUCUUAGCCCAGUUUAUUACAGAAACCUGUUUACUUGAUUUAAUCCUUCCAAUUAAACGCGUUCUUGAAACUUCCCACUCUUUCAAAACGGCUCAUAAAGCUCAAGAAUCUUUACGAUACGUUGCAUUAGGUUUAGUAGAUAACACAUUCAUUCCAACCGAAUCUUUGCUUAAAUUCGCGUAUGGUACUUCAUCAAAAAGUAUACCACAACUUAUUCCUAAAGAAAAAAAGAAGAAAACUGAAAAGGAGAUCGAAAAGCAAAUGAGAGAAAAAGAAGACUGCUUUAUAAUUCCUAAAUUACCUGGAAGUAGAAAUGUGUACAGGUUGCAAAAUGUAAAAAAUUCAACCAAGACCAACGCUCAUUUAUUGGUGGAAUUUGGCUUAAGGCUAUGCUUGGUAUUAUUGAAGAGAGAAAAACUUAAAGAUGAUGCCUACAAACCGUUUCUUGAUCCCUUUAUAGUAGUAUUUAAGAAUUGUUUAAAAUCGAAACAUAUUAAGCUCAGUACACUUACAUUACAGUGCCUUGUAUGGGUUUUGAAAUUCGAUUUGCCAUCUUUGAGAGUUCAUAUAAAAUCAAUAACAAAAGAUAUAUUUGGAAUUUUGCACAAAUAUGCAUCAGCUGGUUUAAGUAAAGGAGAUAAUUUUGAUUUGGUGGUAGCAGCAUUCAAGGCAAUGUCAGUUCAAGUCAGAGAAGUAGAUUACUACAAAAUUGACACCAACCAAUUGAAAAUUCUACUUUUGUAUGUAGAACAAGACAUUCACAAUUAUGACAGACAAGCAACUGCUUUCAAUUUAUUAAAAGCAAUUUUAUCCAAGAAAAUCAAUGCGCCUGAAUUAAAUGAUGUUAUGGAGAAAAUAGCUGAACUUAGUGUAGUUUCCGAGCUUGACCAUGUAAGGGUUCAAUCUAGGAAUGUCUUCCACCAGUACCUUAUGGAAUACCCUCUAGGUAACAAUUUAGAAAAACAUUUGGGUUUUUACUUAUCACAGUUGAGUUACGAAUUAAAAUUUGGGAGGGAAUCGGCCAUUGAAAUGAUUUCUACAAUGAUAAAUAGUUUUCCAUUGGAAGUUUUGAAAAGUAAUAGUGGCACGUUAUUAGUAACUUUGGGUGCAAGAUUAAUAAACGACGACGAACCUGAAUGUAGGAAGAAAAUAGCAGAGUGUAUAUCCGCUAUGUUGAAAAAACUACCAAAAGCAGACAGGGAUCCAUUAUAUGAUAUUAUUGUUACAUGGCUCAAAGAUAAAAAUGCUAAUCACAGAAGACUUGCUUCACAAAUAUGUGGCAUAUUAGUUGAAGUAGAAAAAGCCUCAUUUGAAACUAGGUUACCAGAGCUUACUCCUUUGUUGCUAAAACAAUUUGGUAUAGAUAAUGCUCCAGGAAAGUUAGUGCGAAUAAAAACAAAUGAGGAGAAAAUAACCAGUGAGGAGAAACAGAGAAUAAAAGACCAUCAUUUAUUCCAGGUUUUGCAACUUCUUCUAAAACUGUGUGUACAUUGUCCAUCUAUUUUGAAGCAAAAGGAUUUAAUAGAAAAUUUGGCGGUACAUAUUCAAACAUUACUUGCUUAUCCACACGAUUGGGUCAGAUUAGGAGCUGCGCAAUUUUUAGGAUAUGUUUUGAGCACUUUAGAUAUCGACCAUCUCACAAAAUUAAUAAUAUGUGAUGAACCAGACGAUGGAUAUCUGUGUAAUGAUCCUGUUAACUCUGUUAAAUCUUUGACUUUAGAUUUGUGUGAUCAGCUUCAACCAAAAAACAUCAAAAGUGAUUUAGCAGAACAAGUAAUAAAAAAUUUGGUCUUCGUAGCUAAAGUUCUCCAAACAGUACCCGCCGCCGAUAACAAACCGAACCUUUUAUGGUUAACAAAGCGGAUGCGCAAAAUCGUUAACACUGAAAUUGUUGAAAAUGCAUCUAGUACGACAUUAAGAACUGAAGUAUUUAAAUGGAUAGCGGGUGUUUGUACAGCUUUAGAAUUAGAUAAUAUCCUUCCUAUCAUACAUCAUUUGAUAAGUCCAUUGGUACGAGAACUGACAACCACAGAAGAGAAAAAUGCACCGUUGCGACAUCUAGCUAAAGAAGUUUCUAGCUUGAUAAAGGCCAAAGUUGGAGUUGAUGUGUAUGGUAACGUAUUAUUAAAGCAGCAGCAAUCAUUAUCCAUUAAAAGAGCAGAAAGAAAAAGAUCUAGAACCCAAUUAUCCGUUACUGAUCCCGAAAGUUUUGCGAAAAGAAAAAUAAAGAGGCACGAAAAAAAGAAAGAAGCUAAAAAAAGAAAGAUUGAUUCUUUGAAGGGCACAAAGAGAAACUUUAAAAAGAGGAAAACAGUCGAUUUAGAUAAUUCUGAAAUAAUUUGAUUUUAAAAUAGGAAUAUUUUUUUAUUUAAUUCCCUGUGCCUACAUAAUCGCUGCGAUAUCAAGAUAAAAAAUGUUUUGUUGGUUGAGAAAUAUAUCAAAAUUAUAUUUGUAGCAUUGAUUUUUGUUUUUAUUGA
Messenger RNA from Psylliodes chrysocephalus, 8383 nucleotides. Lineage: Eukaryota; Metazoa; Arthropoda; Insecta; Coleoptera; Chrysomelidae. The record is from the annotation of a GenBank genome assembly.